CCCCGGUGUACCACCCCGCAUUCGAUUUGUGGGCUGAAUCACAGCAAGCGAGGUAGAACUUGCCGAUAACAACACUUCGGAUAAUGACGUCUCGGAAAACAAUACUUCGGAUAACCGCCCAAGCAUCCCGACAGUAGCCUCAUUAAAGUCUAUUACUGCACAUUUGUGAUCCUUCGUUACCGGGGUCAAGCACCAAGACGGAACGGCACGUUUACUUUUAUCAAAGUCUUGGUAACACCGACGGACGCAUGUAAGCCACAACCUGGGCAUCACCGAUGGAAGUGACACGUCUUCAUCAGAGAACGUGCAAGCACAAAGGUUAUUUCAGGACUUCUGUCAGCGUUUGUUUGGGUGUCGUCACACCAUGCAAGUCGUAGUCAUUUUCAGCCAUGCAUGAAAAUGUUUCUCAAUUACAAAUACAGAACAGGCAGUAAGCCAGAGGGAUUUUUUUGUCGACGAGAUGGUAUGCUAGGAUGGCGUACCAUAUACCAUCUGGCCUGUCCAUGCUUGGUGUGCCUGGAAAUUCCCUCACUUGGUACUGGAACCCCAUUUUCAUUUCGUCAUUUUUUUUCCCUUGAUCAUCACCGCUAUUUCCCAAGCUAGUGAAGCAAUCUCAAGACUUUUACUAG
Messenger RNA from Bipolaris maydis ATCC 48331, 629 nucleotides. The record is from RefSeq and is a predicted model, not a curated record. NCBI's taxonomy places the organism in Eukaryota, Fungi, Ascomycota, Dothideomycetes, Pleosporales, Pleosporaceae.